UGUAGAUUUGUAGUAAAAACCCAGACUCAUUUCUUGCCACCUCUCGCUGUCGCCGGAACCAACCAAAGGCGCAUCUCUGCGCGCACUCUCCCUCUCCCUAGGGUUUCGAUCCGCCCUGUGCUCCGUCUCUCCUCGUCGUCCUCUUCGAUCUACGAUCUCACUGCCAUCACCACUGCUACCGCUGGUGGUGACCAUCUCCAUAACCCGAGUGCAGAGUCGAUCGCUCACUGAUAUCCCUGUCCGCGUCUGCUCUAUUUCAGCUGAUGGCCAAGACCAAGCCCGGCAAGAAGGACCUCGAUUCCUACACUAUCAAGGGCACCAACAAGGUCGUCAAAGUCGGUGACUGCGUGCUGAUGCGGCCGUCGGAGUCGGAGAAGCCGCCGUACGUGGCCAAGGUGGAGAAGAUCGAGGUGGACCACCGUAACAACGUGCGGGUGAAGGUUCGGUGGUACUACCGCCCUGAGGAGUCCAUUGGCGGCCGACGGCUGUUCCACGGCGCCAAGGAGUUGUUCCUUUCGGAUCACUACGACGUGCAGAGCGCGCACACCAUCGAGGGAAAGUGUAUUGUGCACUCGUUUAAGAACUACACCAAGCUUGAGAAUGUCGGGGCUGAGGACUACUUCUGCCGCUUUGAGUACAAGGCGGCCACUGGGGCUUUCACACCUGAUCGUGUUGCCGUGUACUGCAAGUGUGAGAUGCCUUACAACCCUGAUGAUUUGAUGGUACAAUGUGAUGGAUGCAAGGAUUGGUUCCAUCCAUCUUGCAUGGGCAUGAGUACUGAACAAGCAAAAAAGUUGGAACAUUUUCUGUGUUUAGACUGUGACUCGGAAGAUGAUGCAAAAAGAUCAUCGAAUGGAUAUCCAGAUUCGACAAUUUCUGAAUCCAAGGUUGAACCUAAGAGAAGAAAAAGGUGACUGCUAAUUGCUUUAGAUGGAUGUGCAUUUUGUAAAACCCCAUCAUAAUGCUGGUACUAUGAAUGAGAUUGUACAGUGCAGAGAACAAAGAGUUUGACCAUAACCAUUGCACUGUUAUGAACUUUGUGAUUGUUUAUAGUGGCAAUAUUUGCACUUGAGGAAUCAAACGCUGGUGUUUCUCAAAUCUCAAAUAUUCACCCCUCUUGAUUACACUUCAGCCAUAUGAAUAUGCUUUAGUUUCAGUUAAUGUCGUGUGUUAUCUUCAAACCCCUGUCUA
This is a messenger RNA of Zingiber officinale, 1191 nucleotides long. Its product is annotated as chromatin remodeling protein EBS-like. The coding region runs from base 264 to 914 and encodes 216 amino acids. The record is from RefSeq and is a predicted model, not a curated record. Lineage: Eukaryota; Viridiplantae; Streptophyta; Magnoliopsida; Zingiberales; Zingiberaceae. Gene Ontology annotation, molecular function: chromatin binding. The transcript has 5 exons.